GCAUAGGUCAAGCUGUGUCUGUGUGGUUGAUUGGGAGCCUUCUUUAAAGAGGCUCUUCCUGCCUUUGGCUGAAACCUUCCAAAUUGGUUGUUUUAUUGUUUGGCCUGUGUUGCAUGCUGCUUUCCGCAGUGGAGGAACUGUGGUACUUGGUGGGAGCUGGAGAUACCUGUAGACCCAUUUGGCCAUUGCUGUCACUGGCUUUGCUUCUUUUCAGAUACCCAUAGAGCCGCUUCUCUAAGGAUCUACGCUCAUGGAGUCUGAGGGGAAGCAUGACAUCCAAAUGCAGGGUGUGAAAUGCCAAACCCAUUUCUUGGACAAAAUGCAUUCCCACAAGAUAUCUUCCGGGCACAAGCGCUCCAAGAGUGACUCCGAGAAGAGAAACAACGAAGAUAUAUUGGACUCUUCGGCUAAACCAGUUCAUCAUGCUAAGCCGGUUAAUGGAAAGUCUAUUGGCGACGGUGAGAUCCACGAUAAGCAAUCGCCUGGCGCUAAGGUCCAAAUAUCACUGAAACGAGAGAUUCUGCAACUUGAAAAGCGGCUACAGGAUCAACUGGUUAUGCGAUGUGAUCUAGAAAAAGCCUUGGGGUAUGGCUCUUCUGUGGUUUGUUCCUCGAAAGAAAGUUCAAUGCCAAAGCCUACAAAGGAACUGAUAAGGGAGAUAGCCAUUCUAGAGUUAGAGGUCAUGCAUCUGGAGCAGUAUCUGUUGUCACUUUAUCGCAAAGCUUUUGAGCAGCAAACAGCUACCUUAUCUCCUCCUGCUAAUGGGAACAAAACUAAAAAAGUUUUAGGUUCUGAACCAGAGUCGCUUCAUGAGUCAGCAAAACUUAAAAUCUUGUCUAAGAAAGGAAGCUCAAGAAUUCAAUCUAGUCAAGCAGAGGUGCCACAGAAAUGGACCACUGACUCAGUGAAUCGAGAUUGUGAAGUCAAGUGUCAGGGGAAGUUACUUGGUUCUGAUGUUCAUCGCAGCCAUUCUUCGCUUUCUCACCGUGCUGUUUGUUCGGCUAGAAUUUCACCUUCAGAGGAAAGUCUUGCUAGAGCUCUUGACUCAUUCCAUUCUCAACCUUUGUACCUCCACGAGGAAGAACAAAAUGCUAAUUCGGGGGUGAUAAGCUUGGCAGAAUAUCUUGGGACUAGUAUCACCGAUCAUGUUCCAGAGUCUCCUAAUAAACUUUCAGAAGAUAUGGUCAGAUGCAUGGGUGCCAUAUAUUGCAAACUGGCUGACCCUCCAUUGGUUUAUCAUGGCCUUUCGUCAUCUCCUGCUUCAUCUUUCUCAUCUAUGAGUGCACUCUCUCCCCAAUAUCUGGGGGAUAUGUGGAGUCCUGGCUAUAAAAGAGAAUCGAAUCUAGAUUCUCGGUUAAUUAAUCCUUUCCGAGUUGAAGGACUGAAAGAAUUCAGUGGACCAUACAAUGCAAUGGUGGAGGUGCCUCUUAUUUGUAGAGAUCGUCGGAGGCUGAGGGAUGUUGAAGACAUCCUACAUAACUAUAAAUUAAUCCUUCAGCGAUUGGAGACAGUUGAUCCAAGAAGGCUGAAAAAUGAUGAAAAGCUUGCCUUUUGGAUAAACAUACACAACGCCAUCAUCAUGCAUGCAUAUAUAGAAUAUGGAAUUCCAGAAGGUAAUGUGAAGAAAACUUCUUUGCUCAUCAAGGCAAUGUGCAGUGUAGGUGGUUGUUCGACAAAUGCAGCCAUGAUACAAGGUUACAUUCUUGGGUGCAGGACACACUGUUCCAGGCAGUGGCUUCGGACAUUGCUCUAUCCGAGGUUAAAGCAGAAGGCCAGAGAUGAGUGGCAAGCCUAUGCAAUUGAGCAACCAGACCCUCUUCUAUACUUUGCGCUCUGUUCGGGAAGCCAUUCUGAUCCUGCGGUCCGAAUAUAUAACUCUGAUAGACUGUUCCAUCAGCUGGAAUCAGCAAAGGAAGAGUACAUUCGUGCUACCGUUGGUAUUUGGGAGGAACAGAAGAUCCUUCUACCAAAGCUUGUAGAAUCAUAUGCUAAGGACACAAAACUAAGCUCGCAAAGCUUGGUCGACAUGGUUCAGCGUUACCUUCCCGAGACUCUUAGGAUGGCCAUGCAGAGAUGCCAACAAGGCAGAUCGAAAAAGAUCAUCGAAUGGGUACCUCACAACUUCAGUUUCAGGUAUCUGCUCGCCAGAGAAUUAGCAUUUCCUCAGAUCAACUGACAAAUAACACGAUGCUGGCUGUGAAAGAGGAUUCGCAUCUCUCUUUAUUUUGUUUUUCUUGUACAAAAGAGCUGAUGCAUUUUGUAUAUUGAGAGGUUGCAAUGCAUCAUCACCUGUGCAUAAUUCAGUUGGCCUUGAUGAAAUCCUGACAUUAACUUUGGCAUAGAAGGUAAAAAAGUAUAUUUGCCUUUUUGUCAAGGAGAUGAUUGCAUGGCUUGUACUGACCAGUUCGAAAGGAUGAUGGCUUCUGCAUCUUCUCAGGUGUUUCACUUGCUACUGGAAGUUACUCUCAUCAUCUUUCAUGAUUGUUAUAUGAAAGAAGGAUCACAUAACAAAGCAGUUCAAGCUUUCACCGAGUCCAACACAGACAUAGUAGACUCAUGUUUCUGCUUGAAUCAAAGGUGGAGAAGGAUGUUUCUCCUUUCCUUUUCCUGGAGAAUAAACAUGAUCUGAUCAGACUGCAGGAAAAGGCUAUUGUGUUUUGUGUUUUGGUUUGUAAUCUUUUUUUGCAAGGAUAUGUUGGGAAGUCACAAAAGUUGGUUUCUGUUUCCAUAUUUUUUAAAAU
Musa acuminata AAA Group (dessert banana) is the source of this 2741-nucleotide messenger RNA. RefSeq lists its product as uncharacterized. NCBI's taxonomy places the organism in Eukaryota, Viridiplantae, Streptophyta, Magnoliopsida, Zingiberales, Musaceae. The record is from RefSeq and is a predicted model, not a curated record. The transcript has 12 exons. The coding region runs from base 251 to 2176 and encodes 641 amino acids.